This is a messenger RNA of Nerophis ophidion (straightnose pipefish), 1308 nucleotides long. RefSeq names its product coiled-coil domain containing 124 (gene ccdc124). The coding region runs from base 111 to 773 and encodes 220 amino acids. The record is from RefSeq and is a predicted model, not a curated record. The transcript is spliced from 5 exons. Gene Ontology annotation, biological process: transcription by RNA polymerase II. Gene Ontology annotation, cellular component: nucleus. Lineage: Eukaryota; Metazoa; Chordata; Actinopteri; Syngnathiformes; Syngnathidae. Gene Ontology annotation, molecular function: transcription coactivator activity.
GUUCUGACGUCAUCCGAGUGCGCCACUACUUGAAAGAAGGCGGUGUCAGGGUGCUGCCGUCUAUUUACCACCUGAAUUUCUUCUAAAACUGCGGAACAGCGGCUGCUGGGAUGCCAAAGAAGUUCCAGGGUGAGAACUCCAAGGCGGUAACAGCCAGAGCCCGCAAGGCGGAGGCCAAGGCAGUUGCUGACGCCCGCAAGAAGCAGGAGGAAGAUGAUGCCCUGUGGCAGGAAACUGACAAACAUGUACUCAAAAAAGAGCAGAGAAAGGACGACAAGGAGAAGAGGAGGAUGGAGAUGUUAGAAAGAAAGAAGGAAACUCAGCGACUUCUGGAUGAGGAAAAUGCCAGAAUUAAAGGCAAAGCCCAGAAGGAGGGCGGAAGUACAGGUGGAAAAGUGACUCGAGCCCAGAUUGAGGAGUCCAUUCAUAAUGUGCCGCAGCCUCGGGAGCUUAAACCACAAGAGAAGAGCCAUCUAGAGACUCCGCUGGAAGAAAAUGUGAACAGAAUUGUGUUAGAGGAAGGAACGGCAGAAGCAAGAACGAUAGAGGAUGCCAUUGCAGUGCUCAGCGUGCUGCCUGAGGACCUGGACCGCCAUCCUGAGCGCAGGUUGAAAGCCGCUUUCACUGCCUACGAGGAAGCCAACAUGCCUCGAUUAAAGAUGGAAAACCCCAACAUGAGAUUGUCUCAGCUGAAGCAGCAGCUGAAGAAAGAGUGGACAAAGGCUCCCGAAAACCCCCUGAAUCAAAAGUUUGCCGUUUACAACUCCAAGUGAAGGCACCACCUUACUUUUAGAUUCUAUUGAAAACUGUCUCUCGCACAUUGGAGUCCUCAUUCAUCCUAAAUUGUGUUGCUACAGGGAACAUCAUAAUAAUUGUUUCUUCUAGAGGACUCUGUUCCCUAACAGGGCAUAUCUUCAUCUGACACGCUAAACAACGUCAUUGUUGGACACAGUUGGAUUUCAGAUGUUUCCAUACUAACUUAUUAAAUUUAGGCAUGCGACGAGAAUUCCCCAUUCUAAGUUCUUCAUUCAGUUUAAAGGUGAGGUCCUUUUGUUUUAAGCAUAUUUCAGACACACGGUCAUUCUUGAGUUCUUGACCAUGUGUCAGAGUGGCUGAAUUUAGCUUAUCUCCUCCAACAGACUGUGUGGCCAUUGGUGAUUAGUUUGCCGUGAUUUUUAGUUUUAUUCUUAUUGUCCUUAGAAAUUAGGAGACAAGUGGAUGGGGACAUUUGAGGUGCUGCGGACACCCUGCCUUAGCUACCAAUGAUUUAAUCUCUCAUUAAAUGGAAUAUGUAAUGGUGCAAGCUAA